AUGACUUCACAAUUCACCACAUCUAUAACUGAUCAGGUGAAGCUAAAUCUUAUACAUUAUAACCUAUGGACAGAAGUCGAAGUACAUAAUGAUCAUAUCCUUAAGGGAUUACCACCUCAAAAGCUAGUCUCUUCAGAUGAUGAAAAUAAACAAGAAUGGAUCGUUUGUAAAAGAUUAUUGAAUACAAAAUUAUCAGUAGUGGAGAUCAAUCUGUGGUUCAAAGAAAUUCAAAACAUCAUUAAUGGGAAUGGCAGCGCGCUGAAUGGAACGUCGCAACGGGAUGACGAAGAAGAAGAAGAAGAAGAAAAGGACAAACAAGAAGACAUAUCAACUUCAAAAGAUAAAAAUGGCACAGAGAUUAAGGAUGGAAAAUUAUGGAAAAAUGUGCAAAGAAAUAAUGGAGAAAACAGAGUUGAUAGAAUAACUAUUGCAAUGAUCAAUGAUGAUGGAACAAUAGUAUACUACUUCUUGUAUGAUGGAAUAACUAAACCUCGACAAAAUUAA
Messenger RNA from Lodderomyces oxycetoniae, 504 nucleotides. RefSeq names its product Sen15p (gene SEN15). Gene Ontology annotation, biological process: tRNA splicing, via endonucleolytic cleavage and ligation; tRNA-type intron splice site recognition and cleavage. The record is from RefSeq and is a predicted model, not a curated record. Gene Ontology annotation, cellular component: tRNA-intron endonuclease complex. Gene Ontology annotation, molecular function: nucleic acid binding; tRNA-intron lyase activity. The transcript has a single exon. NCBI's taxonomy places the organism in Eukaryota, Fungi, Ascomycota, Pichiomycetes, Serinales, Debaryomycetaceae. Bases 1 to 504 code for a protein of 167 amino acids.